Molecule: messenger RNA, 1074 nt
Organism: Naegleria lovaniensis
Lineage: Eukaryota; Heterolobosea; Eutetramitea; Acrasida; Naegleriidae
Exons: 1
Coding region: 1-1074 (357 amino acids)
Cellular component (GO): lysosome
Molecular function (GO): cysteine-type endopeptidase activity
Source: RefSeq, a predicted model, not a curated record
AUGUUGAACAAACUACUCUUCACACUGUUGCUUGUGACUAUUUUGACCCUCUCAAUUCAAGCAAAGGAACCAUUUACCUUGCUCCCCGAAUCAGAAAUGCAACGACUCUUCACCCAAUUCAGCAGACAACAUGUUAAAUUAUAUGGUACCUCAGAAAUCCACGAAAGACGAUACCAAAUCUUCAAAGCCAACGUUGAAAAGGCAAGAUUUGAGAAUUACAUUACUGGUCGAGAGAAUUUGGGAAUUACCAGAUUUUCAGAUCUCACUCCAGAAGAAUUCAAGAGUAUGUUCUUGAUGAAGACUAAAACGCCUCGGGAAGCAAGAGAAAUUCUGAUUGGAAAGAAACAACCCUCUCCAGCAACCGCCAAGGUGACCAUUAAACAAUUACAGGAAGCUCCAAAGGCCUUCGAUUGGAGAGAACACCAAGCUGUAACUCCAGUGAAGGAUCAAGGAUCUUGUGGAAGUUGUUGGACAUUCUCCACCACAGGUAACAUUGAAGGAAUGUAUGCUGCCAAAACAGGAAAACUCGUUAGUUUGUCAGAACAACAAUUGGUGGACUGUGACCACAAUUGCGUCGUGUGGGAAGGUGAAAAGACAUGCAACAGUGGUUGCAAUGGUGGAUUAAUGUGGAGUAGUUUCGAAUUCAUUAUCAAGACCGGUGGUUUGGUCACUGAGGAUUCUUACCCUUAUGAAGCUGUUAAUGGAAGAUGUCGAUUCAAUGUUUCGAAUGCAGUUGUGAAAAUUUCCAACUGGACCUUUGUUUCCACUCAUGAAGAUGAAAUGUCUGCUUGGUUGGCAAACAACGGUCCAAUUGCAGUUGCAAUCAAUGCUGAUUAUCUUCAAUACUAUCGAAAGGGAAUUCUUAAUCCAUCGAGAUGUGAUCCAGAGGAAUUGAAUCAUGGUGUCUUGAUUGUUGGUUAUGGUGAAGAAAAGGCAGCCAAUGGUAAAAUUGAACAAUAUUGGAUUGUGAAAAACUCAUGGUCCACUUCUUGGGGAGAGAAGGGAUAUUUCCGUCUCUUGAAAGGAAAGGGAGUUUGUGGAAUUAAUCAAGUCCCAUCCACUGCCCUUAUUUAA